Monomorium pharaonis (pharaoh ant) is the source of this 811-nucleotide messenger RNA. It is a transcript of the gene DENR, whose product is annotated as density-regulated protein homolog. Gene Ontology annotation, molecular function: translation initiation factor activity; mRNA binding. The record is from RefSeq and is a predicted model, not a curated record. The transcript is spliced from 5 exons. The coding region runs from base 161 to 715 and encodes 184 amino acids. Gene Ontology annotation, biological process: translation reinitiation; formation of translation preinitiation complex. NCBI's taxonomy places the organism in Eukaryota, Metazoa, Arthropoda, Insecta, Hymenoptera, Formicidae.
CGGUGCGUGGUAUUUGUCGGUAGUGUUUGUACGUUUGAAAAUAACGAAAUAGUGUUACGUUUCCGGAGGGAUCGGCGCGACGCGAAGAAACAUUCCUGAAACGACUCUAUUUGAGAAAGCUAUCCGACAGGACCGCGGAGUAAGGUUAGGCGCCGCGAGGAUGUCAGCUGAGGAACAGCCGGAGUUUCGACUGGGACCAGAUCCUAAUGUCACGUAUCCUAUUCGGGUUCAAUAUUGCGGAAACUGUUCGCUACCCAUCGAGUACUGUGAAUACUACCCGGAGUAUGACAAAUGCAAGCAAUGGCUGGAGAGAAAUCUGCCUACCGAAUUUGAAAAGAUGAAAUUAGCUACAGAGGAUGGCACCACUGAGGUCAGCACAGGAGAGGAUGAGAAGAAGCGACAAAAGCGAGGUGGCAAGGGUAUGCUAAAGACCAAGAAGAAGGAGGACAUACCACGGUUGGUAACCAUCUCCAGAGCACCUAGAGGAAAGAAGAAAUCCGUCACCGUUGUAACUGGUCUCAGCACUUUCGAUAUUGACUUGAAGGUAGCAGCGAAAUUUUUUGGCAGUAAGUUUGCCUGCGGGUCCAGCGUGACCGGAGAUGACGAGAUCGUGAUACAGGGAGAUGUGAAAGAUGAUCUGUUCGAAGUGAUACCUGAGAAAUGGCCACAAAUUGAUGAGGACUCUAUAGAUGAUCUUGGAGAUCAAAAGAGAUAAUAAGUCUAUUCUAUUAUGCAAGCACAAUAAUUUAAUUAUAUACUAUAUUUCCAGUCGUGUUUAUUAUAUAAAAUAAAAUGUACAUACAAAAAAAUA